This is a messenger RNA of Pisolithus orientalis, 404 nucleotides long. RefSeq lists its product as uncharacterized. The transcript has a single exon. The coding region runs from base 51 to 215 and encodes 54 amino acids. The record is from RefSeq and is a predicted model, not a curated record. Lineage: Eukaryota; Fungi; Basidiomycota; Agaricomycetes; Boletales; Pisolithaceae.
CGCCGAGUGCGACUCGCUCCAGAAGCCACCUUGGGUUCUCACUUCCAGAAAUGACGUUCGGGAACAACUAUCUGACCCUGGAACAUCGAACGUCGGCCUGGAAAUUGACGUUUGAUGCUAGAGGCGCGUUGAUGGGAGUCAGGGGCGGCGAACUACAGGAUGGAGACGGUGGUGUCAAAGUUGGAUAUGCCGAUGCCUGGUUGAAGAGCCGGUGAGGCGAUAGACGGCAUCGGCCCAACUCACAGUCAUUGAGUCUAUCUCACCAGCACAGACCCGGAUACAAAUGUGCCUUUGCCCACCACAGUAGUGGCCAAACCUUACGAUUGGACAUACACUACUGUUUACUCUGGUCACCAUCCUGGCGUCGAAACGGAACCUUCAGAGACUUCAUCAUCGGUAUCUUG